CAACAGGCCUUCAGUUGGAUUCCGUGCAGUCAGUCCGCAUUCGUAGAACAUCGUGAACAGCAGUCGCCAGUCGCCGGAAGUAACUCGUCAACGAAAAAAAAAAACCGUGGUGAAUUUGUCGGAUAAUAGAUUAAGAAACAGGAAUUCAGUGAUACUCCAGAUUAUCAUCGAUCAUUAACGAUGGCCCCCAAGGAUGAUGCCGAAGUGACCGCUCUCAAGAAAGAGCUGAACGAUCUGAUCGCCAAAAUGAAGGAGGACCAGAAAAAGGCAGCCGACUGUACGCUAAAUGACAAAUGUUCCGAUAUGGGAGAUGUGCCGAAAGUGCGUAUCAGCACGAAAAAGUUCCUGAAAGGACACAUCAACAAGGUUAACUCGGUACACUAUGCAGGGGAUUCGAGGCACUGCGUGACGGGCUCGCUCGAUGGCAAAUUGAUCAUCUGGGACACGUGGACCGGAAACAAGGUACAAGUUAUUCCGCUACGGUCGGCUUGGGUCAUGAGCGUGGCAUAUGCCGAUUCGGGGAAUUUCGUUGCCUGCGGUGGAAUGGACAACAUGUGCACCGUUUACGAUUUGAACAAUCGAGACGCUCAAGGCAAUGCCAAAAUCGUUAGGGAGCUGGCUGGGUACGAGGGGUUUUUGAGUUCCUGUCGAUUUUUGGAUGACACGCAUGUGUUGACUGGGUCAGGUGAUAUGAAAAUCUGUAUCUGGGAUCUUCAGGUUGGCAAAAAGACAUCAGAAUUUGAUGCUCACGCCGGUGACGUUGUGUCCAUCUCGAUGAGUCCGGACAAAAACACCUAUGUGACGGGAUCGGUCGAUCGUACUUGCAAGCUGUGGGACGUCCGGGAAUCGACACCGAAGCAGACAUUCUUCGGCCACGAAGCCGAUGUCAAUAGCGUUAGUUAUCAUCCGAGUGGAUAUGCCUUCGCCACCGGUUCGGAAGAUAAAACGGCUCGACUGUUUGAUUUGCGAUCAGAUCAACAAAUCGGACAUUACGAGCCGCCAAACAAGAGCAGUGGAUUCACUUCUUGUGCACUUUCCCUAAGUGGAAGAUACAUUCUAUGUGGAUCAGAUGACAACAACGUUCACAUCUGGGAUUCCAUGAAGGGUCAACACAAUGGAACACUAAGCGGUCACGAAAAUCGAGUCACCUCGAUCUGCAUGGCUCCAAAUGGAAUGGCACUGGCAUCGUGCAGCUGGGAUCAGCAUGUUCGCAUUUGGGUCUGAGGCGGGACAUUCGAAGUCAAGUAACAGACAAGUGAAACGGAACCAUGCUACGAUUUAACAUAGAAAAAAUUUCUUCCAUAAUUUAUUGUUCAUUUCAGCCGAAGUCAAAGUUGACAACGAAUCGUUUCCGAAAAAACAAAUAAGGACAUUCACUAAUUAACACUAAUCAUGAUUGAUGUCCAUUGAGAUGAAAGUUAAAAACAUUAAAGAUAUAAAACAUUGUUAUUACACAAAA
Molecule: messenger RNA, 1459 nt
Organism: Uranotaenia lowii
Lineage: Eukaryota; Metazoa; Arthropoda; Insecta; Diptera; Culicidae
Gene: Gbeta76C
Product: guanine nucleotide-binding protein subunit beta-2
Exons: 6
Coding region: 181-1224 (347 amino acids)
Biological process (GO): G protein-coupled receptor signaling pathway
Cellular component (GO): cytoplasm; heterotrimeric G-protein complex
Molecular function (GO): protein binding; signaling receptor complex adaptor activity
Source: RefSeq, a predicted model, not a curated record